UUUUUUGCAGUCUAAAACUGGUAGAAUGAAUAGUGAGAUUUAAAUAAGUUACUUCUCAAGGUUGCUGCAUAAAACAUUUAUUUUUUUAUGUUCCCCCUCCCCCUUUAUGUGUGUGCAUUUAGUUUAUGGAUCCUCUCAUUUUGUAUUGUCCCAGUAACCAGCCAGAACUGAUAUUUGCACUUUUACCCCCUUUCAGUUUUAGAAGAGGCAGAUUCCCAGCAUGAGACCUUAUACCUUCUGAGCCUAGAAAAAGUGAAAUCUUUUCCUCAAUCCUCAAGUUGAGCUUUGGCCAGAUUGUUAAAAAAGGUUUUUGUCAUCUACAGCAAGGAAACUGGCAGGAACGCUGUCCGUGGAGGCGGGAUGACAUGCAAUGGUCCAGAUAACUCUGGCGCUUGCCCAGUUCCAGAGGCUGAUCCUAACCAAGAUGCCUACACCAGACAACACACCUUCGCUCAUUUCCCAAGCAACUGUCCUGUCUCCCCUGCAACUCUAGCCCAAGCUGGUUUCUUCUACACGGGGGUGGGGGACAGAGUCGAAUGUGCCAGUUGUCAUGCAAAUAUAGAAGGAUGGCGGCAGGGGGAUUCAGUGGUCGGAAGACACAAAACUAUUUCUCCGAACUGCAGCUUUAUUACUGACAGUAACGCUGGGCAGAAUGACAUGCAUUCUGUUUUCUCCAACUGUCAUCGCAGAACAGAAAAUCGCUUGACUGGAAACGUUCUCCAUCCCCCUGUCGAUCCAGACUCUGAUCUCUAUGCAGAUUAUCUGUUGAGGACUGGGAAAGUAGUGGAUCUCUCAGAUUCUCUGUACCCCAGAAAUCCGGCUAUGUGUGAAGAAGAAAUGAGGUUGAGAACUUUUCACAACUGGCCGUCCUACGCACCUGUCACUCCCAAGGAGCUGGCCAAGGCUGGACUAUAUUAUACUGGCACUGAUGAUGAGGUGGAGUGCUUUUGCUGUGGGGGCAAGCUGAAAAACUGGGAACCGUGUGAUCAGGCCUGGUCAGAACACAGACGCCAUUUCCCGAGGUGUUUCUUUGUCCUUGGUCAUGAUGUUGGAAAUGUUGCAAAUGUCCCAAAUCAGUCUGGUGAUGCUAAGCUGGAUACAAGUGAAAUAGAAGAGAGCAUCCCACAUAAUCCAUCGAUGGCAUUUUAUGAAGACCGAAUCAAAUCAUUUGUGAUGUGGAGGUACUUGAUUAGCAAGGAACAGCUUGCCAGAGCAGGCUUUUACAGUACAGGCAAUGGGGACAACGUCAUUUGCUUUCACUGUGGAGGUGGACUGACAGAUUGGCAGCACAAUGAAGAUCCAUGGGAGCAGCACGCAAGAUGGUUUCCUGGGUGCAAAUACGUGAUAGAAGAAAAAGGGGUAGACUUCGUAAACAGCAUCCAUUUAACUAAUUCUCUGCAUGCUUCUACAGUGGAGGAAGCUGAGAAGACAUCACCUAUUAAAGAUGAGGAACUCUUACAGAAACAUGUGGUUCAGAAUGCAAUGCGUAUGGGUUUCAGCCUGGAUGAAAUUAAGAAGGCUGUGGAAAGGAAGCGCCACCUAUCCUCAGAGAGUUACAGUUCUGUCGAGGCUCUGGUUGCAGAUUUAAUAAAUGCCCAGAAAGAAAAUGUACUCAGUGCAUCCCAGGAGAAAGAUCUCAGCAUUGAAGAGAAGUUGAGACGUUUGCAGGAAGAAAAACUUUGUAAAGUCUGUUUGGACAAAAACAUCUCUGUGGCCCUCAUUCCUUGUGGGCAUCUUGUUGUUUGUAAGGACUGUGCUGAAGCGAUCGACAAGUGCCCUUUAUGUUGCAGAAUUAUUGAAAAAAGGCAGAAGAUAUAUAUGUCCUAAUCAAAAGCACCACUCUGUGCGACUGGAAAACUGACCUAGAGAUUGAUCACACUCACCACGUUCAAUACAGAAAUGGACUGAAUGAAUAUAAGCUUUAAUUGAACGCACUGAUCUACUAUAUAACUCAUAAAGCUGCUAAAUUACACGCAUCUGGAUUUUUAGCCCUCAUGGCCUGACACUGAGAGCCACUUGGCUGGUGAGCUUGUACAGGCAGCAGUUAGAAACUUGUCCUCUGAUUGAUGCUUGUACUGCCCGUAUCCGCAUUGUUCCCUGUCCUGUCUUUCCCCCAUCUUCUUUCUGUUCAUGGCAUGCCCCAGGGGUGUAGUCCUCACUGAGAUGGAAAGUCCAUGUCUUAACCUUUCUUGCUGUAGGUGUCUCUCUCACAAGCAUCUUUAGCUACUAGUGCUCUACCCUGGGGUAGCUGGGUCCUCCACCAGCUCCCUUGCAUUUUAUGAUGAUCAUUUUCGUUCUUUAAUUCAGGAGUAGAUUUUGAGAUCUGAUAUGCUAUCUUUUAUUUGCUUAUUUUUAAAAACAUUUUAUACCACUUUUGCAGCCCUGACCAGUGUUCCCAAACUGGUUUACAAAGAAUGCAACAAUGACCACUAUAAUCUUGCUGCGUACUAACUCUGUAGAUUUACAUAGCAUAACCCGAUGUGGCAUCCUAAAGACACUAAUAUAUAUAUGUCUGUAUGAUCCUUUUUAAUCAAAAAGCAGGACACUAUGGCAGUAAUUCUGCCCCAAAUUGUACUUUUGCAACUCCAGUUAACUUCAGUGGGGCUCAUAUGUGGCCAUCUGCAGACCUGGUGCCCAUUUCAGAAAGCUACCACAGAAAUGGUUUCCCCUUGUUUGCAAAAGGGAUAGUCUCUGAGCCCCAGAGAUGGCUGCCGUUGGACAAGUGGAAACUAGACAACUCUCUCAGGUUUUAAAUGCAUUUACUGGCUGACAUAAAAAAGCAAAGAGCUUGAAGUGUGCAGCAAUCUCACUUUUGAUGUUCCACACCACACUUUUUGGUAUCACAUUUUGUUUUUCCACUCCUUUUCCAGUUAUCUAAAAAUCACAUGAGGUAGCACAAUUCACAUAACACUGUUGUUCAUUGUCAGUUUAUUUCAGUGUGGCUUAUGCAAGAACACAGUCCAUCUACCUGAAUGAAAACACAGGGACAGAACUCAGUGGCUACACCUUUGUAAUUAGUUUGUAAUUUAACCAUCCACCUGUCCUCUUCGUUAGAUCAGUGACACUUUCAUUCCAGCCCACUUGUGUUAUCAGCAUAACCAGAAACAGUUAUAAAAUGGGAAAGACUUCCCCAGCGCUUGUCCUUAGGAGUCCAACCUGUUUUACAUUGCUCUCGGUUAAACUAAUCCUCAAAUUGACAAACUAUGCAUAUUUUGUAUACAUGUUAAUAAUAAUACACAGAAAUAUAUCUAGAAUCAAACUGGCGUGAUCUUGGCUGUAAAUACUGUUGAGCCUACAGAAAAUAAUGGGAUCCUUCUGUUGGAUUAAAGCCAUGGGUUGAGCAAGCAGACUCUAAUCUAUUGGCAGAAUUUAUUUUUUGAAAUAUUAUAAUGACCUAUAAUCUAAACUUAGAACUUCUUUGGAAUUCUACUUGGACAUAUUUUUAAUAAAGUGAUUUUUCUUACAUA
Molecule: messenger RNA, 3467 nt
Organism: Varanus komodoensis (Komodo dragon)
Lineage: Eukaryota; Metazoa; Chordata; Lepidosauria; Squamata; Varanidae
Gene: XIAP
Product: X-linked inhibitor of apoptosis
Exons: 7
Coding region: 361-1827 (488 amino acids)
Biological process (GO): regulation of cell cycle
Cellular component (GO): cytoplasm; spindle microtubule; nucleus
Source: RefSeq, a predicted model, not a curated record